Messenger RNA from Aspergillus pseudonomiae, 2806 nucleotides. RefSeq names its product sexual development activator VeA (gene veA). The record is from RefSeq and is a predicted model, not a curated record. The transcript is spliced from 3 exons. Bases 504 to 2231 code for a protein of 575 amino acids. Lineage: Eukaryota; Fungi; Ascomycota; Eurotiomycetes; Eurotiales; Aspergillaceae.
UUUUGACUUUCCCGUCCUCGCUCUCUCUCUCGCUCGCUCCACCCCUCUCCAUUCAUUAUUCUUCGCCCCCCGUAUCACCAACUUGACUUUUGUCACUCCUCUUCCAUACCUUCUUUCCUCAUCCCAGACGGGUCAAUCGCUGGAUUGUCUGUUGACCUGCUUCGGCGCAGCAGACCCAGCUUAAAAAAUUUUUAUUUUUUUUAAUUCUAUUAGUCUUCCUCCCUUCCCCUUUUAGUCGACAUUGGUGAUUCUCUCGUUCUUCAUCGCGCAGGCUACUUGGACACUACCCUAGCUCUCUGUCUGGAUUUUUCUUGGCCGACUGGUCGGUGUCACGGCUUGCAAUCGUGGAGUCACGCCCGAAGUAAUCAACAGACUAGAAGAAAACCAGAUUUACACACGGCAAAACGAGGAUAGAUUACUUGCUUGACGCAAGCACUUUUUUAAUAGCGGUGAUUUGUUUGGUUGGACCGUGAGAUUGCCAAUUUAUUCGCACCAAAGUCAAGAUGGCGACACGAGCUCCUUUGGCGCCUCCGCCGAACGAGACGGAAUCCUCCGUCAGCCGGAUCACUCGAGAAGGCAAGAAGCUCACAUACAAACUCAGUGUCAUGCAGCAACCGGAGCGUGCGCGAGCCUGCGGUGCAGGUGCGAAGUCGUCCGCGGACCGUCGUCCAGUCGAUCCUCCACCGGUCGUCGAACUUCGAGUAUACGAGUCCGAUCCCAACGAUGACCUGAACAAGACCGAUAUCACCUUCGCAUACAACGCCAAUUUCUUCCUGUUCGCUACUUUAGAAACCGCUCGGCCCAUGGCCCAAGGCCGUUUUGCUCCGAACCCGACAUGCCCAGUAUUGACUGGUGUGCCCGUAGCCGGCGUGGCUUACUUGGACCGCCCAUCUCAGGCCGGUUACUUCAUCUUCCCAGAUCUUUCCGUGCGCCACGAGGGUGUAUAUCGAUUGAACUUCCAUCUCUACGAGGAAACCAAGGACAGCAAGGAUGCGAACGAGAAUGCUCCGAUCCAGUCUUCCAUGCCCAACGCAAUGCCAUCGAAACCAAUGGCGCCGAAAUCAUUCCUGGAUUUCCGUCUCGAGGUCGUUUCUGUUCCGUUCACCGUCUUUAGCGCCAAGAAGUUCCCUGGAUUGACCACGAGUACCUCCUUGAGUCGGGUUAUUGCAGAGCAGGGUUGUCGUGUGCGGAUUCGACGUGAUGUCCGCAUGAGACGUCGGGGCGAGAAGCGCACGGAUGACUACGACUACGACGAGGAGAGGGUCUACCGAUCUUCUGACCGAUUCUCUACCCCGGAUACGCAUGGGUACGCAGGCACUCCAGUUGAACGGCCUAGAUCGACCAGUAUCAGUACUGUGGAUCCCUCGUUCCCCUACGGGGCUGAUGCUCAGCGCCGGUCCUCUGGCGCGACCGAGUAUGGUUUCCAGGGUGUCCAGCCGUACCAACGACCAAUUCCGCCAGCUCCCGCUCCCGCACCAGCCGCGGCUUCUACGCCCGCUCCUCCCGCUCCUCCCGCGGCACCAUCCCAUACUACUGGAUAUCAGUCGCACCUCUCCUUUGGCUCAACUCAAACUCAAUAUUCAGCUCCCCAACUGCCUCCAACUCCCCAGUCCGCGUCUACGUUGUCAGCCCCGUUCUCUCCCCAUCCAUCAUAUUCUCAUGCUCGGAAUGCCUCGACGAGCGCCGAAUAUGACACGACCAGUUACCCCUAUCCGUCGUCACGGAUGUCCACGGAGCGGUCCAGCUAUCCCAAGAGUGGGUUGCCUCCGCUCCGUCUGGAACCGCCUAAGCCACUAAAUAUGCCAUCCGGCGAGCCACGCUCGUCUGAUCCGAACGCAUAUCAUUCCAUGGCUCAAUCGGCGGCACCCCGGUCUCAGACACCGUCAUCGAGUCUGGUGCCUUCCCUUCCGCCCCUCAAGGCCUUAUCAGGAGAGUACCCCAACAAUCUCUCUCAACCAUCCAGCAGUAUCUCUCAGAGCCCCAGUCACGACAUCGGCGCGGGCAAGAAGUUCUUGUGGGAUACGGGUGCCAGCUUGUCCAAGCGGUCAUACGAAGAUUCGUUUGGCCAUGAUGACCGUCCCCUCUACAACGGCAUGCGCCCUGAUACGGAUGGGUAUCCUCGCAGGCUGUCGGAUGCCGGUCGGAACUUCUACACCGAUACGCGCGAUGAAAUGGCGUACAAACGAGCCAACGGGAGAAUGGCCACGAAGAUUUCUCCUGCACUCCCAUAAAAACCAGUUGAUUUGUGCUUUACUCCCGCUCAUAUAGGACGGCGUCUUGGCGAACGGUCGCCGAUUGAUUUCUUUAACGUAAUCUGCCCCUUUUUUCUCACGUUCUCUGGUGUGGCGGGCUUCAGGUGGAUACUUUUAACGAACCAGACUUUUGAUGUUUAUACCACCGUUCUUUUUUUCUUUUUCUUUUCUCAAUCUUUGCCAUUAUUGUAUAUGAUGCUCUGCAUGUGGUUUCCAAGAUAUUCCCCGGAUUGUUCUUGUCUUCGUUUUAUAUACGACAGCUUUCAUGUUUAUUAUCCGAUGUGUUUCCAGGCAUGCUAAAGAGCCUGGGGCCUCUCCCUUCCCGCGAAUAGAAGCGAGUGAGCAAUCAAAAACGUAUCAUUUUUUCGCAAAGUUUGGUGAUACAUUUGCGCAACGUGGAUGCAUUGAUCCGAGACAAUCCCGGGGCCUUAGACAUGCGACAUGCCUGAUUCCACUCCUUCGACCAUUUCCUUGUUUACCCAUGACCAUGCUCCAUCCAUUGGCAUGCCAUCAAUGACGUAGGCGACAGAUCAGAUCGACGACCUUCAUUCUAU